This is a messenger RNA of Racocetra fulgida, 228 nucleotides long. The record is from the annotation of a GenBank genome assembly. Lineage: Eukaryota; Fungi; Glomeromycota; Glomeromycetes; Diversisporales; Gigasporaceae.
GGUGUUCGAUAUGAAGAAAAUAUUCCUGAUAAUAUUCAUAUUGAAUAUUAUGAUGAUAUUCAGUUUGAUGAUAAUGAAGAAGAAAGCAUCCAGGUCGAAAACGAUGAAUAUGAUGACGAAAAUAAUGAAUUUAAUGAGAAUAAUCGUGAAGACGAUAUAUAUUACAUGAAUUCUCCAUCAUCGAAUAGUAUGCAGUAUAUGGCAAGUAUUAAAAUUGAUACACUUUAA